Messenger RNA from Zalophus californianus (California sea lion), 1200 nucleotides. It is a transcript of the gene GJC3, whose product is annotated as gap junction protein gamma 3. The transcript is spliced from 2 exons. Bases 114 to 902 code for a protein of 262 amino acids. Gene Ontology annotation, biological process: cell communication. NCBI's taxonomy places the organism in Eukaryota, Metazoa, Chordata, Mammalia, Carnivora, Otariidae. The record is from RefSeq and is a predicted model, not a curated record. Gene Ontology annotation, cellular component: connexin complex.
AAGGCUUGCUUUAUCUAUCCUUGGAUUCACAGUGAUGAGGUGGCCUUGCCCUCCUCCCGAAGGACAGGGAGCAACACACCCACGCUCAUUCCUGUCCUCUGCUCCCUAGCAGGAUGUGCGGCAGGUUCGUGAGGCAGCUGUUGGCUGAAGAGAGCAGGCAUUCCACCAUCGUGGGGCGUCUCCUGCUGCCGGUGCUCCUGGGAUUCCGCCUCGUGCUGCUGGCUGCCAGUGGGACCGGGAUCUAUGGCGAUGAGCAGAGUGAAUUCGUGUGUCACACGCAGCAGGCAGGCUGCAAGGCCGCCUGCUACGAUACCUUCCAUCCCUUCUCCCCACUGCGCUUCUGGGCCUUCCAGGUCAUCUUGGUGGCUGUGCCCAGUGCCCUCUACAUGGGUUUUACUCUGUACCAUCUGAUCUGGCAUUGGGAAGAAUCAGGAAAGGUGAAGGAGGAGACUCUGCUCCGCCAAGGGGAGAAGAGCAGAGACGACGCUUCAGGGCCGGGAAGCCCCAGGCUGCUCUGGGCCUAUGUGGCACAGCUGGGGGUGCGGCUGGUCCUUGAGGGGGCAGCCUUGGGGGUGCAGUACCAUCUGUAUGGCUUCAAGAUGCCCAGCUCCUUUGCAUGUCGUCGGGAGCCUUGCCUUGGCAGUAUAACCUGUUAUCUCUCCCGCCCUUUUGAGAAGACCAUCUUCCUAAAGACCAUGUUUGGGGUCAGUGGGCUCUGUCUCUUGUUUACUCUUUUGGAGCUUGUACUCCUGGGCCUGGUGAGAUGGUGGAGGACCUGGAAGCACAAAUCUCCUCCUUCUAACUACUCCCCAGCUGCAGAGAGCACCAAAAAACACAAGGAACCGACUGACAGCUUCCCAGUGGUGGAAGCCAAAGAGCAGUUCCGAGAAGCAGAGUUAUGAAGCCACCUGCCUCAACUCUGAACGGAACCCUACGAUUGGAUCUUCUUCCGCACAUCCAGUGAGUGGGGAUGUACUUCCAUGACAGAUUAGAGGCUGUUGAAGCAUCUCCCAGGGCCAUGGUGGGCCACGCUGCCUGAGGCAUUUCCCGGGAGAACUCCCGCUCGCGCCUUCCUUCCAGAAUCUCCUGGGUGUCAGCGGCACCAUUUUCACGGGCUUGGUUCCAGAGUUGGCCGGCAGAAGCCUCCGUAAAACUAUUGCUUCUCCCCUGUCCUGCGCAAUAAAUACUGCUGCUGUUGGC